Messenger RNA from Trematosphaeria pertusa, 1737 nucleotides. Its product is annotated as thiamine pyrophosphate enzyme. Gene Ontology annotation, biological process: L-valine biosynthetic process. Gene Ontology annotation, molecular function: thiamine pyrophosphate binding; acetolactate synthase activity; flavin adenine dinucleotide binding. The coding region runs from base 1 to 1737 and encodes 578 amino acids. The transcript is spliced from 5 exons. Gene Ontology annotation, cellular component: mitochondrion; acetolactate synthase complex. NCBI's taxonomy places the organism in Eukaryota, Fungi, Ascomycota, Dothideomycetes, Pleosporales, Trematosphaeriaceae. The record is from RefSeq and is a predicted model, not a curated record.
AUGUCAAAGCUCAAUGCUCACACAUACAGGUACACAACGGCUUUUGCCUUGUUCGAGGCCCUUUGGGAGGCUGGAAUUACCGCAUGUUUCGUCAACGUGGGUUCUGAUCACCCGUUCAUUAUCGAGGCCAUUGUGAAAGGGAAAAGAGAGCGUCCAAAAGCAUGGCCAAGAAUGAUCACAUGUCCUUCCGAGAUCACUGCCAUUUCGCCUGACGAUGGCUAUGCGAGGGUAUCGGGGCAGCCUCAAGCAGUCAUCAUCCAUGUGGAUGUCGGCACGCAAGCCCUCGGACAGGGUGUCCACAACGCAAGUAUCGGCCGCGCUCCCGUGUUCAUCUUUGCUGGUCUUUGCCCAUACAUCGAGUCUGGAGAGCUACUUGGCUCACGCAACGAAUACAUACAGGACGUACCAGACCAAGAGGCAAUUGUGCGGCAAUACUGCAGGUAUACGGGAGAGGUCCGCACAGGUCUGAACAUUAAGCAAUCAGUCGGACGCGCCUUGCAGUUUGCAAAGGGUGCGCCUAAAGGUCCAGUCUAUCUUACUGCCCUCUACUCGUUGGACCAGACUCAGUGGGUACCCAUUGGACCUAGCGCACUUCCAGCGGAUGCUGUCAUCGAUAUCUCAACGGCUCUCGUCAAGGGCAAGCGACCACUCAUAAUAACCGGAUACUCUGGAAGAGACCGUCGAACCCCGGACCUCCUCGUUGCUCUGGCAAAUCUCGUUCCUGGAAUUCGUGUCCAUGACACUGGCGAUAGCGACAUGUGCUUCCCGUCUUCGCAUUCAGCGUCCGAAGGGUUCCGGCAUAGCUUCGACGAAUGCACUCGUGAUGCAGACGCAAUACUUCUGCUGGACUGUGACGUCCUUUGGAUUCCUUCCCGCAACCCAUCUCCAAAGGGAGUUAAGAUCUAUCACAUCGACAUCGAUCCACUCAACCAACAAAUCUCCGUCUCAUUUUUCCCUGCCCAUGGACGAUGGAAACAGUUUCACAGCUCUUACGCAGUGCUCAACGAUGGCAAAUAUGCAGUUCGCGCACAAGAGCAGGCUCAGGUGCACCAACGUCGUCUAGCAGAUAUCGAAUCCCAAGCUCGCAUUGCGGAGGAAGACCCUCUCAGUGCUCACAACAUUGGUAAGCUUCUGAAAGAUAUACUUCCUCGGUCAACCACAUUUGUCAUCGAAGCCGGCACUGCCGCCCAUGCGAUUCAUGACCAUCUCCAACCUAGCCGUCCUGGGAGUUGGACCCACCGCGGCGCAACUGGAAUUGGCUGGAGCAAUGGAGCUGCGCUAGGUGUAAAGAUGGCCUUGAAAGAUAUGGAGGAGAUCGGAGAAGCAGGGCCGAGCCUCGUGUGCUAUGUGGUGGGUGACGGGAACUUCAUGUGCGGAGCACCGUCGAGCGCACUAUGGGUGGCAAGCAAGUACAAGAUUCCAGUUCUGACAUUGGUAUUGAACAACGGCGACUGGAAAGCGCCUCGAAACUCCACCGCGCUCGUAUACCCUGAGGGCCUCAAUCAAGUUGCUUCUGAUGACGAAUUGAAUAUUUCGUUUCGUCCCACGCCCAACUAUGCUGCAUUGGCGGAGGCCGCGACUGGUUCUGACCUUCGAUCUCCCGAGUCUAACAGCAAUUCUCUGUGGAUGAAGGGCAGACGGGUGAAGAUGGUGGGAGAAUUAACAAGUGCACUUAAGUCUGGAGUAGAGAGAGUUGACGAACAAGGCAAGGGUAUGCUUAUUGAGGCUCUGAUGUAG